Messenger RNA from Molossus molossus (Pallas's mastiff bat), 4181 nucleotides. RefSeq names its product POU class 3 homeobox 2 (gene POU3F2). NCBI's taxonomy places the organism in Eukaryota, Metazoa, Chordata, Mammalia, Chiroptera, Molossidae. Gene Ontology annotation, cellular component: nucleus. Gene Ontology annotation, molecular function: RNA polymerase II cis-regulatory region sequence-specific DNA binding; DNA-binding transcription factor activity, RNA polymerase II-specific. The record is from RefSeq and is a predicted model, not a curated record. Bases 285 to 1613 code for a protein of 442 amino acids. The transcript has a single exon. Gene Ontology annotation, biological process: brain development; regulation of transcription by RNA polymerase II.
CUGGAGAGAACAGGGAGAGGGGGGAGCGCAGUGCUAGUCUGAGAGUGAGCGAAGCAAGAAGGAGGGAGAGAGAGGAGGAGAAAGAGAGCGAGGGCGGGCGAGAGGCAGCGGCGGCGGCAGCAGCAGUAAUAGCAGGCGCAGCAACAGAAGGCGUCGGAGCGGGCGUCGGAGCUGCCCGCUGGGAGAGAGAGAGCGAGCGAGCGAGGAGAGGAGCCCGAGGCGAAAAAGUAACUGUCAAAUGCGCGGCUCCUUUAACCAGAGCGCUCAGUCCGGCUCCGAGAGUCAUGGCGACCGCAGCGUCUAACCACUAUAGCCUGCUCACCUCCAGCGCCUCCAUCGUGCAUGCCGAGCCGCCCGGCGGCAUGCAGCAGGGCGCCGGGGGCUACCGCGAGGCGCAGAGCCUGGUGCAGGGCGACUACGGCGCGCUGCAGAGCAACGGGCACCCGCUCAGCCACGCUCACCAGUGGAUCACCGCGCUGUCCCACGGCGGCGGCGGCGGGGGCGGCGGCGGUGGCGGCGGGGGCGGGGGAGGCGGCGGGGGCGGUGGCGACGGCUCCCCCUGGUCCACCAGCCCCUUGGGCCAGCCGGACAUCAAGCCUUCCGUGGUGGUACAGCAGGGCGGCCGCGGCGACGAGCUGCACGGGCCAGGCGCCCUGCAGCAGCAGCACCAGCAGCAGCAACAGCAGCAGCAACAGCAGCAGCAGCAACAACAACAGCAGCAGCAGCAACAGCAGCGGCCACCGCAUCUCGUGCACCACGCCGCGAACCACCACCCGGGGCCCGGGGCAUGGCGGAGCGCGGCAGCUGCAGCGCACCUCCCGCCCUCCAUGGGAGCGUCCAACGGCGGCUUGCUCUAUUCACAGCCCAGCUUCACGGUGAACGGUAUGCUGGGUGCCGGCGGGCAGCCAGCGGGGCUGCACCACCACGGCCUGCGGGACGCGCACGAGGAGCCGCACCACGCAGACCACCACCCGCACCCGCACUCCCACCCACACCAGCAGCCCCCACCACCCCCGCAGGGCCCGCCGGGCCACCCCGGCGCGCACCAUGACCCGCACUCAGACGAGGACACGCCGACCUCGGAUGACCUGGAGCAGUUCGCCAAGCAGUUCAAGCAGCGGCGGAUCAAACUAGGAUUUACCCAAGCGGACGUGGGACUGGCUCUGGGCACCCUGUACGGCAACGUAUUCUCGCAGACCACCAUCUGCAGGUUUGAGGCCCUGCAGCUGAGCUUCAAGAACAUGUGCAAGCUGAAGCCUUUGUUGAACAAGUGGUUGGAGGAGGCGGACUCGUCCUCUGGCAGCCCCACCAGCAUAGACAAGAUCGCAGCGCAAGGGCGCAAGAGGAAAAAGCGGACCUCCAUCGAGGUGAGCGUCAAGGGGGCUCUGGAGAGCCAUUUCCUCAAAUGCCCCAAGCCCUCGGCCCAGGAGAUCACCUCCCUCGCGGACAGCUUACAGCUGGAGAAGGAGGUGGUGAGAGUUUGGUUUUGUAACAGGAGACAGAAAGAGAAAAGGAUGACCCCUCCCGGAGGGACUCUGCCGGGCGCCGAGGAUGUGUACGGGGGGAGUAGGGACACGCCACCACACCACGGGGUGCAGACGCCCGUCCAGUGAACUCGAGCGGGGGAGGGGCAGAGCGUGGGGCUCCCCCUCCCCUUCCGUCUACCGCCCUUUCCCGGCCCCCUUGUUCCCUUUCUAACUUCUGAUUGUUCUUUUAUUUUUAAUUAUUAUUUCCCCAUUCCUUAAAAAGAAAAAAUAAGAAACAACCAAGGCACUGGACUAUCCUUUAAACGGUAGCAGGUGUAAUGAUGUGUUUUGACCUUUACAGGCUAGUACCCAGGCAAUGGAGUGGAGUGUCUCAUAGAGUGGGGAGAGAGAGAGAGAGAGAGAGAGAGAGAGAGAGAGAGAGAGAGAGAGAUGAGGUAAAUACCUGGCAAAACUAAAUAUAUUACCAAAAAAUAAAAAAAUCCACCAAGCCGUGAUAAACACAAAACACAGCUUCCUAAUGCUAGGAGUUGGCACAUGCUGCUGUGUUUAUUUAAUGUGGAUCCCCAUCAGGAAAGAGGAAAAAAUACACAUGUUCUUUGAUGUAGGCAAAAUCUAACCACAUAAAUUUGCACUGCAAGAAAAUUGAAGUUUACAUGAACAAAUUCAUGAACACAUUUUUCUUUCUCCCACUGUUAAUUUUGAAAUUCCCGGGGUUUGUGUUUUGUUUUAUUCAGAGGAGAGAGUUGGCCACUCUCCAUUUCUAACGUUCAUGUGUAGCCACUUGUUCUUACUGUUUGUGAACUUUGGUUACCUUCAGGUCCCCUCUCCUCCCUCACAUUGGUAUAACUUUUAUUUGCUCCUUUUACCAAAGCAAAAACGAUUGGCUUCAUACAAAAUAAAUAAUUCUGUUUUCAGGAAAUGUGCAUGCUCUACCCUCUUUAACAAGCCAAGAAUCCAGUUUGGAAAACAAAAAUGAGAGUCAAGCAUUAGUUUUUGUUACCAGCCACAAAGUAAACUUCAUUUUCAGGCAGUGUUUCUGGGGGAGGUUGCAGAGGGGAGAAAAAGAAAAAUCUAUAUUGAAUGACUGAUCGCUUCAUUUUUCCAAGCGGGCCCAUUGUGAAAGAGCUCAGAGGAUAUGUGGAGGUUAAAUAUAUUUUCAGAGUUGUCCAACAGAAAGAAAGUGGCACUUUGAAGAGAACUAGGGAAAUAUAUGUAUCUUCAGACACCCCCUGUAUAGUUCUCUGCCUUCCGUUUUAAUAACUUCAUUUAGGAGGAAUUAUUUGUGCUGAUAGCAGCAGUUAAACUUUGUUCCUCUAAUAGCUGUUAAAAAAAAAAAAAAAAAAAACAUAAAGAAAAUAAUCUGGGAACUUAAUGGUGUAUGCUUAGACUGUGUUUCUUAGCACACAAAUACCCACAUGCAUACAGAGAAUAUUUCCACUCUAGACUGGUUUUGUUUUCACUAGCUCAUUUGUAUAUCAAAUUAUAUUUAAGGUCCCACACCUUCUCCUGUAAUUUAUUACAGAAAAUACCAGUUUAACUUGGACAGUUCUCCCCCCACCUUUUACUAAAGAAGCCAAAUAAAGUGGGAAAAAAUGCUAUUUUCAAGCCUUCAUUUUCUCCCUUUGUUAAUAAUUUUAAGUGCAUUUUUUACCUUAUCUUGAUGGAAAACGGUUAACUCCCCAAACAAAAGAAUCUACUGGGAAGUGUAGGUGAAAAAAACCUGUAACUAUUGAAAAUAAAUGCCAUUAAACUGUGAUCAGUUAAAAUAUUUAAAAAGAAUCAGCACAAAAGGGCGCUAAAAGGGAAAACACUUUUUAUUAAUCUUAAAAUACCGGGGCUUUUUUUGUGUUACGUAUUAGGUAAAUUUUUAUUUUAAAAUAUUAAAUCUCAAUACCAUAAAAUUAUGGUUCAGCAUCAGAUUAGCAUUGCACUCCGUAGUUAAGGUUUUAGGAAAUAUGCUUUAUAUUGUCUUUUCAAACACCAGUGAUUGUUUCAUUUUCAAUGUUUUUGCAAGAUAAAUGAUGACUUAUAAUGGGCAUAUUUAUUUGCCUGUAUUUCAUUUCCCCCAAUGAAUGUCACAAGGAGAUGGGCACGGAGCUGCUUGGGGUGCAUCACACUGCUUGUUCCUAAGGUGUGGGGACUGGCCUUUAGUGAAGCAAUCCAGAGCAGGGCAAAUAGCCAAGGGUAAAGGGAGGAAAUGAAUUUUCAGAUUCUUAUUACCAAGUGGGUAAGGUUGGAAGCUGGAGUUCAGGGGAUGUGUCUAUAGCUCCUGGAACUCUCAGAGGUUUACUAAGAUGAAAGUUACCACUGAACCUUACCACUAUGUAUAUAUGUUUAAUAUCUGUCUUUUGAAAUGCAGAAAUAGUUUAAAUGUUUCUUUGUCUAUUUUUCUUUUUUUUAAUGCUACCCAGGGAAAUAUUUUCAUAUCAUUUUUAAGUGGCCUGCCUCAAUGUAUAUUUAUUUCUUUUAAAGCAAAAAGGUUCUGGAAACUGUUUUUCUGUAGCUUUAAAUGAGUAGGUGAGCAAAAUCUAUAUGGGAUGUAUUUUUUUUUUUUUUUUUUUGUUCAGUCUCUUUAAAAAUACUUUGUUUUGGUACAUUUGGUUGUGCUUGUGGGGAAAAUAAAAACGCAGAGAUCCUUAUAUAUUUAUGUUAAAGUAAUAUUUUAUUAUCUACAUAAAACAGAAAUGCACAAUA